This is a messenger RNA of Cotesia congregata, 832 nucleotides long. The record is from the annotation of a GenBank genome assembly. NCBI's taxonomy places the organism in Eukaryota, Metazoa, Arthropoda, Insecta, Hymenoptera, Braconidae.
UAUUAUUUGACAGCUAUUAAAAAGCCUGGAAGUAAAAUCAUACCUCACUCACAAUCAUAAGAAGCAUAAAUUACCAAACAACAAUUGAGACAAUCUAAUAUCUCAAAACAAACAAUCUCUUCGUAUUUAGUGCCAUGACUCACACAUUUCCGAUUCUGAUGAUAUACAAUUUUGUAUCACCUGGAUAAGACGCUAUGUUUUCCAAUAAACCAACAGUAACACUGUAUAAUUACUGAAAAUAUCAACAUCCGCGCAAUCAAGGUUGCCUUUAAUAAGUUUCCUUAUAAAUACUCGCUCUCAAAAAGUAAGUUAUUAGUUUUACUCGCAGUAAAAGGAAAAGACGAAAAAUUUAUUAACAUGAAGUACUACGGAGUUAUUGUAAUAGGAAUUGUUUUUGCAGCGGUUAGUUGUGAAGAAUUGUAUUCUGAUAAGUACGAUGUUUUGAAUGUCGAAGAAGUUCUUGCUCAUGAAGAACUAAGAGAUACCUAUUACAAUUGCUUUAUGGAUCGAGGACCUUGUGCUGAAGAUGCUGGUUAUUGGAAAGGUAAUUUUCCCGAAGCGGUCGUAACAAACUGUAGGAAAUGUACCGAAUGGCAAAAAGUCGCAUUCGAUAAAAUCGCAGACUGGUAUUCUUCGCACCAACCAGACAACUGGAAUUCGUUGAUCGACAAAAUGCUCCAAGAAGCUAAAGCCAGAAACAUCGAAGACCGCAAAUAACUAUCCACUAUUUCUUAAUUUAUUAGCUAACAAUUAUUAUUAUUUUUAUUAUUAUAAAACCGGCGCAUUGUAUUGAAUUUGUCAGAGAAUGUUAAUAAAAACCUUUAAAAAAAAA